AUAUCGAUGCUGUGACGUCAUGAUCAUAUGCGGAAACGUCAUUUCCUAGAUUCUGGCAGGAAAUGGACAGACACUUGUUAAAAAUGUAAAUAUUGAUACAUUUGAAUGUUGUGUGAAAAAGCAUUAUUGUGAAAUGAUGCUUUAUUUGUAAUAGACAUCUUUCUGUUUGCAUGUCAAGAUGAACACCAAUGGCACAAGUGUGCCUGUCUCGGACGUGACUACUCCUAUACCUGUUACAACAAAUAUCCCUGGUAACCAUAGCUCCAUGACAACAGUUCUACCAGAUAAUGUGACAGGGAAUGCAUCGUACAUCCAGCCCCUGAUCUUCCUCCAGACCAGGGCAGCCCAGGGGAUUGGAGGUGUAUGUGCCUUCUUGGCCCUCCUUAUUACUGUUCAUCAGAUCUACCUACACCUGAGAUACUACACCUGCCCUAACGAGCAGCGAUGGAUAGUAAGGAUUCUAUUCAUCGUCCCAAUCUACUCCUUCGAUUCCUUCCUGAGUCUCAUGUUUUUCAACAAUGACAAUUACUAUGUGUACUUUGACAGUAUCCGAGAUUGCUAUGAAGCUUUUGUGAUCUACAGUUUCCUGAGUCUGUGUUAUGAAUACCUUGGUGGUGAGAGCUCUAUUAUGUCAGAAAUCAGAGGCAAGCCAAUCAAAUCCAGCUGGAUUUGGUGUACCUGUUGCCUUUCUGGUAGGCAGUAUACCAUAGGGUUCCUCAGAUUCUGUAAACAGGCUACCCUUCAAUUCUGCAUUGUGAAGCCUGUGAUGGCGGUCAUCACCCUGGUACUUCAGGCCUUCAGCUUGUACAAAGAUGGCAACUUCUCACCGAGUUCUGGCUACCUGUACAUCAUGCUUAUCUACAACUUGUCCAUCAGUCUGGCUCUGUAUGCCCUUUUCCUGUUCUACUUUGCCACAAGAGAGUUGCUGAGUCCUUACGACCCAAUCUGGAAAUUCUUCACAGUCAAGUCCGUUAUCUUUUUAUCAUUCUGGCAAGGGGUUGUGCUGGCUAUUCUAGAGAAAGGUGGUGCAAUCAGUCCCAUAUACUCAGAGGAUGGUAUAAUGAGGCAAGGAAUGGGUACAGUAUCUGCUGGCUAUCAGAACUUCUUCAUCUGUAUCGAGAUGGUGUUUGCAGCUUUAGCACUAAGAUUUGCAUUCCCCCACUCCAUUUACAGUUCGGGGCCCAGUUCUACUGCUGGUCGUACUGUAUCACUACAAAGUAUCUCCAGCAGUCUAAAGGAAACCAUGAACCCACGCGACAUCAUGCAGGAUGCCAUACACAACUUUCAUCCCCAGUACCAGCAAUACACACAGCAGGGAAUGAAGAUACCCCAGGAGGAGGAAGCAGCGGACGGCUGGCCGUACGACCAGUAUCAAAACCGGCCAGUACAGAACGGCAAUGGUCCUUCCUCUGUGGCGGCUAAUACACUGAACACAAACCCUGCACCAACACGCAAUCAACCUAGACAACCAACUCAGCCGGCGAAACAAUGGAUCGACAAUAACACCUCACCGAAGGUUCAAUGAGAAGACAACUCUAUUAAGUUCCGAUGAUGAAUUCCAGUGAUGAGUCCUUUAAUCGACAACUGUUAUUCAGUUAAUGAGAACGAUUGUUUGAUAAGUUUGGUAUAUUCCAUGUGUGUAGAGCUGGAAAAGUCUGUUGAGUAAGAAUGUUGGGUCUAACUGCACACCUUAUAGCUGCUGUAGUGUCACUCUGCCACAUUUCAGGUCGUUAUUGACCUAGACAAGGACAUCAAGGAGUUCAGUUUGAUAAUUUAGCAAAGAAUAGCAAGCUCUCCCCUAUCUAUAUUCAUAGGAAACUUAAGAGAUCCUUUCACCUCCUUUGGUAGAAAAGAAUGGGAGGAGAUGGGCAAGUCUUCACCCUAGGGCUAAGAUUAUUAAAGUCUUUAAACUUAUAUGCUUUAGCGGUCACCUAAUUCUUGCCCUUUGCAUACUUUAAGAUAUUGAACUAAAUUAUGAUUGUGCUAUUUGAAAUUUUUUUUUAUAUCAUUUUCAUAUAUUAUUGGUAGGCAAAUUUAUCAACAUGCUAAUAUUUUAAAAUUUGAUAUCUGAUAUUUGAUUUAAUUGUGCUGAAAUCUGGUUGUGUUAUGUUUACAGUAAACAGUCAUCACACGCGACUUGCCAAGAGUUUAGUUGAUAUUCAUUUAUCAGUUUCCUUCAUCUACAGAGGCAAAAGAUUCCAUUUCUCUUACACCUACAGUAGAUAGCUUUUAAACUGCUAAAAAGCACAUUUCAUCAUGAUUAAUUAGAUAAGUCCUAUUAUCAUAGUCAGGUGAUUGGCACCUUUUUUCAAAGAGCAGUGAUUUUAAACAUCAUUCCAGGCAAAAUACUUGGGUUUAAGAGUGAAUUGUCUAUAUUAAAGUAGGUUUCAGGUAUAUGGGUUGGUAUAGUGUGAGAGUAUAAUUUUAGAUCAUAUCUCUGUUCAAGUUCCAACCAAAAAUGUUUAAUGCAUCCUUUAGAUCAACUGACAAUUAUUUCAAUUGUCUACUGAGGAUUGAUUCAAUUGUCUACCAAUGAUCGAUUCAGUUGUCGGCCAAUGAUUGAUUCAAUUGUCUACCAAUGAUCGAUUCAAUUGUCUGCGAAUGGUCGAUUCAAUUGUCUACUGAGGAUUGAUUCAAUUGUCUACUGAGGAUUGAUUUAAUUGUCUACUGACAAUUGAUCAUAUUGUUUACUGACGAAUGAUUUAAUUGUCUACUGACAACUGAUUCAGUCGUCUACUGACGAUUGAUUUAAUUGUCUACUGACAACUAAUUCAGUUGUCUACUGACGAUUGAUUUAAUUGUCUACUGACAACUGAUUCAGUCGUCUACUGACGAAUGAUUUAAUUGUCUACUGACAACUGAUUCAGUUGUCUACUGAGGAUUGAUUUAAUUGCCUACUGACAACUGAUUCAGUUGUCUACUGAGGAUUGAUUUAAUUGUCUACUGACAACUGAUUCAGUCGUCUACUGAGGAUUGAUUUAAUUGUCUACUGACAACUGAUUCAGUCGUCUACUGAGGAUUGAUUUAAUUGUCUACUGAUGGACACCAAAUCCUGGUCAUGUUUCCUGACCAUUAUUACAACAAAAUUGACACUGACAGUAAACUCUACUCAAGGAUAUGGAAUAUUGAGUCAGAAUCUCUUAUGUAAUCGGGCACCUUGGUGUAUGUUUGGCUGUUUGGCUGUUUGAGUUUCCACAUCUUAACUUGGAAUAUAGUUCCCAUGUCUUAACUGGGAAUUACCCAAAAAUGUUAUAUUAAAUGCAUCAUUAUUAAUGUUAUAAUAGAAAUUUUGGAUGUUCAAAUUAACCAAGAACAGAACAGGGGAAAUAAGGUAUACUAUUGAAAUACUAUUGCAUGAGAUGUUUUUGUGUAUAAAAGUUCUAGUUUUUGAUGUUGCUAAGAAAACUAAAAAAAUAAAUGUACAUAUAUGUACCAGUAUGAGUUGAAAUGCUGGACUGUUUAAUUGGGGUACACGCAAAAGUUUAUACCACAAAGUUAUACUAAAAAUUAGAGCAAUAUUAAAACGGUAAGUUGGUAUUAUUAUUUUUAUUCAUUUAAUUUUUUUUCGUAGGCAAUAUCAGUUGCCCACAUUGUGGUGGUGGAUAACAAUGAUCAAAUAACUUUGUGGUUCAGAAUGUCUUCACGCUUACAAAACGUUUUGGAUUCACAUAGUUUGUAUUUUAUGCACUUCCAAGAAUUCUGGAAGAUAUAGUUUACAGACAGGAGGUGACAUGAAACAUGACAUGCACAGACCGGAAAAUGAGAAAGUUCUUUCUGUUGAUAUUGAGAAUUAUAUAAAUAUUGAGGUUUAUUGAAUAUCAGUUAUUUCAGAUUAUGAAAUAGAGAAAGCACCUUAUCAUAUUAUGCUUUAGAAAUCUCAGUGACUUAUCUUGAAAUUGUACUGUACAUAAAUGCCUGGUAAGAUUGAAGGUUUUCAUAUGCUCUUUUUGUGUCUCCUGUUGAUUUGUGAUCAGUGCUAAUUAAUGGUAUAAAGGACAUGCUUCAGAAUCUCGUAUUCAAUUAUCAAUUAUAUGUCUUAAGCUUUAAAAUGUGUAUUUUCUGUUUAGUUUGUGAGAAAGAAUACUGCCAUCAAAUACUAGACUUAAUGUCCCUGGCAUUGUUUGGGCUUACUUCCGAAAGUCUUUUACUGCCCUCCGCAAAAUUUUACAAAAUUGUAAACACAUUUGAAGUUUAUAUUGACAACUUUUACCAUUGGUGAUAAUUGAUUGGCAAAUUUUUCUGAAAUAAAAUACUAAGUCGAAACAGUAUUUUAUUCAAUAAUGAUAAACCACGUUAUAAUUACAUAAAUUUUCUUUACGAUAGCAAAAUAAGUUAAGGGCUUAUAUCAGGCACAUAUUUAUAGAUAAUUUAAAAUUGUUCAGUUCAGUUCAUAAAAAAAGAUAUUAUAUAAUAGCGCUAUCAUAAUUGUAUAAGAAUAAAAAAGAACAAAGGUUAAAAUUAAGUGUGCUAAUUUUGUUGAGAAAACUACAUCGGCUGCCUUUUCCUCCGACAAAGAGAGGUGUCAUGGUGAUUCUGUAUUCUACAUCCCAACAACAUGUAUACAUUAAUAUUUGAGGUGCAUAAAUGCUGGUUGUGAUACUAGUAUAAUUGAGAGAGGGGAAAGUCUGAGCUUUAAUGAGAAUUUUGUUCUUCUGGCUUUAAUAUUCGAGUGUGUAAUUGUUCUGAUUUGUCAUGUGUUUGACCUAUCACAGUGUCAGCUAUACCGAACAACUCCGAUGAUUGUCAGGUAUACAUUUUUAUACAGUAUAUAAAAUGUUUUUACAUACACUGGUAUUUAUUGUACUGAUCACAAUUUUUUACAAUAAUUUAUUUUGGUUUUAUACAAGCUUUUGUGAAUUGAGGACCAAUUAUUACAGAAAAUUCUUCAUAAUUUCUUCUCCAGGUCAAAUUAACGAUUGAUGAUUUUGUGAUUUAAGGAUGUAGCUUUUGAUAUGUAAUAGUAUCACACUACAAGAUCUUGUUUAAUGUGAAAUAUUUAUAUAAUUAUAUGAAAACUGUGAAUGUGUUGUGAUUACCUAAGUGUGCUAUUAGAAAGAAUCCAAUUUUAAAAGUAAAAUGUAAUAAGAUGUUCAAUAAACUUUUUUUUUUUUACAUCAUUGCAUGCACCCAAGGUAGGAUACUACAUGGAAUUUAAAAGGCGAGAUUAAAGUGAGGUAUAUAUUAAAACAGGGAGUUAGAUAUAACUUGAUUUAAAAAGAUAGAUUUGCUCUUUGAACAAUAAGCAAGUUACAUAAAGUGAAUUAAAUAUUGAAAUACUGUUAUACAUUUUUAGACAGUAACAAGAUUUGGUUUGCAAGAUGUGUCUGGAUGUUGUAUGAAACAGUGUAUUGAGUGCCAGGUAAUUCAUUGUAUUAUGUAUGUGUGUAUUGAAGACUUGUGUCACUCGAAAACAUCAUCAGAACAAUCACAUUUAUGUUAAUAUUGUAAAUAUAAAUCAUUUGUUGUACAUAUCAUUUAUUUAAAACAGAAAUUUUAUGAAAUGUAGUAAGAGGAUGUGAUGUAGAUUCAGUAUAAUUAGUUUGAUAGGUAAAGCUUUGCUUGUCUUCUGUUGGUUUUGGAAAUAUAUCAAUGAAGUCUAAAUGCCAAAACCGUUGUUCAAAACUUCAGCUCUGUUCAGUAUGAUAACACAGUUUAUUACAUUUUUACCAGUGAAAUAUAUCGAAAAUCAUUCAUUCUAUAAAACACUGCUCAGAACACUGCUUACAAAUGACAAUGAUAUAUAUGUACCAGCAUAUAGCUCUCCGUCAUAAUGCAAGAUUGAAUACAUAAUAUCACAAUUUUGUGUACAUUUGGGAGCAGUUGACAGUAUUGAAAUAAAUUCUGGGAGAGAUUGAGCUGCCUCAGUAUAUUUUGCUCUAAAAUGUAAUAACUGGAAUAUCUAACAGUGUCAGUAUCUUCAGUAAUACCAUAUAUUUCAUGAUUGGGGUUAAUAUUUUGAUUUCACGAGUGCGUAUCACUCGUGUGGCUAAUAUUUUGGUAUUACUGAAGACACUGUUAGAUAUCAUCUAUAUAUGUUCACCUGUUCAUUUAUUUCCUUGUUCAAUGCCCCAUGAACAGCAGGGGUCAUUUUGAAGUGUAGUGUCCUAGUAGAUGCUGGUGGCUGCAUGGUAGUAGCUGGUAGCUACCUCACUGAACAACAUACAGGAGGUUUGUGGCAUGCUAUCCAGAGCUAUUGGUUGAAGUUUCUCGGCUUCUAUUAGAAACACACACCACCCUGGGUACAGAUCAAACACUCACAUCGGCCAUUCAUCUGAGGUAACAUUGCCCUAGUCAGUAGAGGUUAUGUGAAUCUGUACACCAGGGCAAUCUUGGCGGGAUAUCGUGUGAUUAUAUGUAACACCAGGGGUCGUUCAGAUUUUAAUGUAAUAUUUCAGGCAUAGAUCUUGACUGACCUGCAGAUUUUAGUAUAGGCAUUAAAAGUCUUCAUCAAAGAUAAAACAACAUACUGGGUAAAAUCACUAAGUUAUCCUUAUUUCAUAAGUGAACAUUACUCUGGUCCCACAGGUCCUACCAGUAAAUGAAAAAUGCCCAGUAUAUUAUAAGAAUACUAACAAGAAAACUAUAAAUUUAAAGUAAUUCAAAGUAAUAGCUUUCCUACCAACAGAAAAGAGUUGAUGUUCUACUUAAUUUUGCUUCCAGUCACAUAUCAUAUAUUCAGUCUGGUACAAUCGGUUAUGAAAAAAAGUGUCCCAUAUCAUUAAUCAAGCUAACAAGUUUUUAAAAAACAAAGCAUUGUCAGUUUACCAUAAUAUCACAUGUGUUGUAAAUCAGUGUGGGAAAAACGCAUGUUGGAGCUGCUUUUGACAGAAUAUUAGCAGGUUCUUUGUAGCGCUAACAAAGAUGGUUUGCUAAAUAGAAUGUUUUAUUGUAGUGAUAGAAAUAUUUUUGAUAUUGUUAUAUUGUCUGUUGUGGAUUUGUGAUAAUGUAAUUCUCUUAGUAUAUGGAUAUACGCAGAUGUCUUUGUGUUGAAACAUUGUAGGAUAAAGUAUAUGUGUUAAUUAGCUGGGUUAUUCGCUAAUCACUCCUGAUUUCAACUAGAUUAGAGCAAUACCUAAUAAUAUAGACAACUGUUUGUAGUUAUUGGAAUGUUUUUGUGAGGAUUCCUCUUCAGAAGUUAGGGAAACGGGUCUACCGGCUAAUCAAAGCUAAAUAUUUAAAUAGGGUUUUCUGAGAUAUGUAUGGAUAUGAACGAUGGGAUUAAUAUAAUUGUAAAUUUCUGCUUCUCAAGUCAAGUUUUUUUUCUGUCAUAACAAUAUUUGCAACAUCUAGAUAUGUAAAAGUAGCAUGACUAUGCUUAAUUUGCUCUUUUUUCUUUCUUUUUUUUGUUCCUUGUGCAGUUUGGAGUUAGCAUCCUGGACCUAGUUUAUAUCUAUUUCAGCAUUUCCAUUCAAAAUGUCUCGGUGGUUUAUAGAUCAAUUUAUAAAACACAUUGUUGAAAUCAUAGGAUAAAUAUUUACUUUUGUUUCUGUUUGAAGUAUAAUGGUGGUAUACAGGUAAAUACCACACUAUACACGACUAUUUGCGGUACAGUUAUCUAUUUUAACCUUGUUGAAAUAUAAUGAAAUCUUAUUGCCAUUAUUUGGGGCCAUUCAUAAUAAAAUUCAGGUUUUGACACAUGUAUGCAUGUUUCCUUUUUUACCAAAAUGUGUUAUAUCACAUUCCAGUGACAAUAAAAGAUAUGAAUUUAGACAUAACAAUCUACCUUCCCCGUUUCUAAAACUUAGUACCAUCAUCAAGGUAAGGGGAAAUCACUCUGGAAUCGGAAGUUCAUGUGAAAUUAUCAUACUACAUGUAGUUAGAUUGAACAGCUCCUCUUUAGUCGGCCUUUUCAGCCCAUCAGCAUUGUGAGAGUUUGUUGUCUGGAGUGUCAUGUAUAAACAUCAUAUAUAUGUGGCGAGGGUUUCAACUUCUAUCACACUGCUGUUCAGAACUAAUUCUAGUCUCAAUGUUCCUGUUCAUCUAUUUUCAUCGCGAUUCAUAUAGUAAUCAUUCUAUUUAGUUAUAACCAUAACCCCCUUAUAGCAUGUUCAUCAUUUCUAAUGAAUAAUAUGAACACAUAGUUUUGCUGCUUUUGGGAAGAGUUCACAUAUGGUUUUCAUUAUUGUUUAAGGAUUUUUUAUCACCAUUUAUUCUCACUGAUGUUUUCUUUCUUUCUUUUUUUGUUAAUGAUUACGGAUUUUUCAGCCUAUAUUGGUGAAAUUAAUGUUGAUUAUAUUUAGCUCGUUAAUUUGCUUUGUUAUUAUUUACAGCAGUAACCGUCUACAUCAGUAAAAUGUAUAUUUUAUUAGCUGCUCCCUUUUUAAAAAAUGUUAGCGAUGUUAUAUUAAAGUCAUGGUUUAACAAAAAUACAAUUGAUACAAUGUUUACUGUCACAAAAUGAUGUACAAAUACAAGCAUUGUUGCACAGGUAUAAUGUUUGUGAGGUCGGAAUAAAGUACAAUGACAUUGUCUCGAAUGUACUGGACACUUGAUCGUGUGAUUGUCAUUAUCUUUGUGCCAAUGUUGUAUUAAAAUGCACUAGUAUAUGUAACCAUUAAAUAUUAAAUGACUAUUGUACAGUUAA
Pecten maximus is the source of this 8584-nucleotide messenger RNA. RefSeq names its product transmembrane protein 184B-like. The record is from RefSeq and is a predicted model, not a curated record. The coding region runs from base 179 to 1525 and encodes 448 amino acids. Gene Ontology annotation, biological process: transport. Lineage: Eukaryota; Metazoa; Mollusca; Bivalvia; Pectinida; Pectinidae. The transcript is spliced from 8 exons. Gene Ontology annotation, molecular function: transporter activity.